Anoplopoma fimbria (sablefish) is the source of this 2516-nucleotide messenger RNA. RefSeq names its product phosphoinositide-3-kinase interacting protein 1 (gene pik3ip1). The coding region runs from base 166 to 999 and encodes 277 amino acids. The record is from RefSeq and is a predicted model, not a curated record. Gene Ontology annotation, molecular function: endopeptidase activity; signaling receptor binding. The transcript has 6 exons. NCBI's taxonomy places the organism in Eukaryota, Metazoa, Chordata, Actinopteri, Perciformes, Anoplopomatidae.
ACAAAAACAAGCACUGGGACUGUAGCAGGAGGAGCAGUGUGCUGGUGCAUAUCUAGCACAGGCUCUUCGUCCAUUUUAAACCAUUUGUGUAUGAUUUUAAUAUCUUUUUUUUUUUUUUUUUUUUUAAAGUUUUUUAUCUUUAGAGAAAAAGCAAAGUAGCGCACCAUGUUGUCGCUUCGUUCAGGCAGUAAGCUCUUGAGAAUGUUGUUCUCCAUGCACGCUGUUUUGGCCAUGGUGGAGAGCAGCGCCGCAGACGGGAGUGAAAAGGACUGCAUGAGAUCUAAUGGUGUGGACUAUAGAGGGGAGCAGCAGGGCUCCUCCUCGGGUCUGACCUGUCUGAACUGGACCAACACCACUAGGGACUUCGAUGUUAAACUCCAUCCUGAUUCACAGACAGGUGUGGGAGAUCACAAUUACUGCCGAAACCCAGACUCCUCUGAGAGGCCUUGGUGCUACAUUGCUGCCCCGGAUGGGGCGGUCCAGAGACAAUUCUGUGCAGUUGACACAUGCAAAGAAGAAGCCUCUAUUGAACCAGCAGUGGCCGAAACCCUCAAGCCAACAGGAACCAUUCCCUCCACUGAGAGCUUUCAACCGGCCAAGGCGGGGGCCUCUCAGGGAGGAGUUGCUGCUGCACAGCCAGUGAUGGGAAUCAGCCAGCGAGUUCGCACAGGACCCAAAGCGAAAAAGGACCUUGGCACGCUCGGCUACGUCAUCGGCAUCCUCAUGAUGGCGAUUAUAAUCAUCCUUGGAGUAGGCAUCACAUUCGGCUACUUCUAUAAGAGGGCUCGGGACUUAAAGAAGCAGCAUGAGCAGCGAGUGUACGAGCGCGAGAUGCAGAGGAUCACGCUGCCCCUGUCGGCUUUCUCCAACCCCACCUGUGAGCUGGUGGAUGAGAACACCAUCGUGAUCACAGCAGAGCACGAGAUGACCCCCGUCUUGGAUGGCGUGGAGGGCGGGGACCCUCUCAUGGGCCAGCAAGCCGUUACCCCCGGAGCGUGAGAAGGCGUGUAGUCCUCAGACGCAGGACUGUGUUACAUUUUUGUGGACCAAAGCACUUCUUUACAUCUUGGUUUCUCCCUUCUGCCUCCCUGAGUAACCUCUGUUUUAAAAGGAGUAAGGGAGCAGUGAUCGCUCCAAAGACUGAAUGCUGUGUCUUUUGUAUCCCCUCUUCAUUAGAUUUUAUACAUCGGAGGCACAAACAGAAUAAGCCGUGGACACAAUCGGAACAACUCGAAACCUUUGUGGUGAAUCGGUUGUUAAUGAAGAUAUGACAUGAAGUCUUUAAUAAUCACUUUUGCUACAUUUGAUAGCAAAGAAAAUAAGGUCAUGCGCUGUCCCCUUAAAUAACAGAAUGAAUAUCUAGUCUAAUGGACUUGCCAGUGUUUAUAUUGGUGUUUAAUGAAACCAAUUCUUUAUGAAGAGGUAGUGUUUGGAAUGGGGGUUCAUAGCUUUUGGUUUUUUAGUAUGUUUCCAUGUGGAGACAGUGCUCUCCACAUGAGGUUUCACUUGUAUUGACCUGUUGGCUGUGCCGAGGGAGACACAGAUAAGAAACUUGUAUGUAAAAAAGACUGCUUUGUCUUGGAGACACGCUGGCGACACAGAUGUGUCCAAAAAUAUCCUCCUCUGAGACAGGGUGAGGGAAAAUGAGGUAAAACCGGCCCACUAAAGACAAAGGAGGCCUCCAAGUCUGCCUUAGCAUGAUACUUCUGAAUGUAUUUGUUCAUUUUAACCUGGAUGAAUUGUUUUUUCUCUUUGUACUCGACUGACAGACUUAUGUAGUUACAAAGCAUGACGGGCGGUCAGGUCAUCAGCAGACUUGAUAGAGGACUUGCCCUUUUUCUUCCACAGGUUAAGGAGUGACAGGAAAUAUACAGAGUGCUCUCAGGAAGCAUGAGAGACAGUAGAUCGUCCUCAGGACGACACUGGACAGAAAAAAAGUCAAGAAAAGGUCCGUUUUAGCAGAGCAGGACAGCGAGUGAGUUGAGGGGGAGCCAGGUGAUUAGAUUCAGAUAGUUGAGUUUUGCACUUGACGCUUCAGGAUAGAGAGAUCGAUGAAGAAGAAUAGAAACGGUCCAAAGUUUUCUGUUAAUUCAAAAACAUCAGUGCAUGCACAUGGUUACCUGCUGUAUGUUUGUAUUCAGGGGCCAUAUUUAUGCAUCCUACAAAGUAGAACUACUGAUUGAAGAAGACAUUUAAGAAAAUACCUGCCUGGUGAUAAAUAUAGUCAUACACAGAAGAUUUUGCUACACAUGAUGCACCGUGACUUCCUAGUGUGUUGCCAGUUUGUUUGUUAUCACUCCGUCACUCCACAUGAUCUAGUUUUGUGAUUAUUGCUGGAACCGCAUCACUGGUAAUCUUUGGUUACUGCUGCUCCAUUAUUUUAAGUGUCUGUGUGCUGAAUGUCAUUUCUUUUAUUUCUUCAUAUAAGCAACAUGUUCAAAAUACUGUUGUUCAGCAUUUGACUUUAGUACUUGUAUGAAUGCAGAUUUUCACUGCUGAGACUGAAAUAAAACAUC